Molecule: messenger RNA, 2175 nt
Organism: Phragmites australis (common reed)
Lineage: Eukaryota; Viridiplantae; Streptophyta; Magnoliopsida; Poales; Poaceae
Product: threonine dehydratase 1 biosynthetic, chloroplastic-like
Exons: 9
Coding region: 60-1880 (606 amino acids)
Biological process (GO): L-threonine catabolic process
Molecular function (GO): threonine deaminase activity; pyridoxal phosphate binding
Source: RefSeq, a predicted model, not a curated record
UCCGCUUACCCCCCUCAAGAGAGAAAAAAAAUUCAAAUCGGAAAUCGGACGAGGGCACCAUGGCGGCCGCCGCCACCGCCGCCUCGGCCUCCUUUUCCGCCGCGUCCCUCCGCCGCAACGGGCCGCGCGUACACGGGUCCUCCCGCGUGGCCACCGUGGCGGUGGCGGCGACGACGGCAGCGUCGUCGUCCGCGGAGGCGGCGCUCGCGGCCGUCCCGGCGGCUCCGCCGGCGCCUAUGUUGCGGGUGGCUCCGGAGUCGCUGCAGCGGGAGAGCGGGUGCCUCGUAGCGGGCUUGCGGGAGCGCGGGGCGGCGGAGGUGGGGGAGGGGUUCGGGGACGCGGCGGGAGGAGGGCCCGGCGCGAUGGAGUACCUGACCAGCGUGCUGUCGUCCAAGGUGUACGACGUGGCCAUCGAGUCGCCGCUGCAGCUCGCCACCAAGCUCUCCGAUCGCCUCGGGGUCAACCUCUGGAUCAAGCGCGAAGACCUGCAGCCGGUAUUCUCAUUCAAAUUGAGAGGAGCAUACAAUAUGAUGGCGAAACUCUCCCGCGAGCAGUUGGCAAGGGGCGUCAUCUGCUCCUCUGCUGGAAACCAUGCCCAGGGAGUCGCUCUUUCCGCUCAGAGACUGGGAUGUGAUGCUGUUAUCAUCAUGCCAGUGACAACACCAGAAAUCAAGUGGAAAUCAGUGGAGAGGUUGGGUGCAACAGUAGUCCUUGAGGGGGACUCAUACGACGAAGCUCAGUCUUAUGCAAUGUUACGAUGUGAGCAGGAAGGCCGCACAUUCAUACCUCCCUUUGACCAUCCCGAUGUUAUCUCUGGACAAGGAACUGUCGGCAUGGAAAUUGUUCGGCAGCUGCAAGGCCCACUACAUGCAAUAUUUGUACCUGUGGGAGGUGGUGGUUUAAUCGCUGGAAUUGCUGCCUAUGUAAAACGGGUUCGCCCAGAGGUGAAAAUAAUUGGAGUAGAACCUUCAGAUGCAAAUGCAAUGGCAUUGUCCUUGUGCCAUGGUAAGAGGGUCAUGUUAGAGCAUGUUGGAGGGUUUGCUGAUGGUGUAGCUGUCAAAGCUGUAGGAGAGGAGACAUUUCGCUUGUGCAGAGAACUUGUAGAUGGCAUUGUUAUGGUCAGUCGAGAUGCUAUUUGUGCUUCAAUAAAGGAUAUGUUUGAGGAGAAAAGAAGUAUCCUUGAACCUGCUGGUGCCCUUGCUCUGGCAGGGGCUGAAGCCUACUGCAAAUACUAUGGUUUGAAAGGAGAAAGUGUGGUUGCAAUAACUAGUGGAGCAAAUAUGAACUUUGAUCGACUUAGACUAGUGACUGAACUUGCUGAUGUUGGUCGAAAACGGGAAGCAGUGUUAGCUACAUUUCUGCCAGAGGAGCAGGGAAGCUUCAAAAAGUUUGCAGAAUUGGUUGGCCGGAUGAAUAUUACUGAAUUUAAAUACAGAUACGAUUCUAAUGCAAAAGAUGCCCUUGUUCUUUACAGUGUUGGCAUCUACACUGACAAUGAGCUUGGAGCAAUGGUGGAUCGCAUGGAAUCUGCGAAACUGAAGACGGUUAACCUUACUGAUAAUGAUUUGGCAAAGGACCACCUUAGAUACUUUAUUGGAGGCAGAUCAGAAAUAAAAGACGAACUUGUUUACAGGUUCAUUUUCCCAGAAAGACCAGGUGCCCUUAUGAAAUUUUUGGAUGCAUUGAGCCCUCGUUGGAAUAUCAGCCUUUUCCAUUACCGUGCACAGGGUGCAACUGGAGCAAAUGUAUUAGUUGGUAUACAAGUGCCACUGGAAGAUAUCGACGAAUUCAUGAGUCGUGCUGAGAAUCUUGGGUACGAGUACAUGUCGGAGCAAAACAAUGAGAUAUACCGGCUGCUGUUGCGUGAUCCAAAGAUCUAAUGUCAUCGAGUCACAUCGAUGAACCGAUGGUUUCCUUUGCUCCCAUAAAUUGGUGAUACUUUCCAAGGAAGAUUACACUCCCAAGGUAGAAGGCGCACCUUGCUUCUUCUGUUGGAAUGAAGGCAUCGCCAUAUCUAUUUAUAGCUCUGUUGUGCCAUUUGUUAGCUUGUUAGAUCAUAGUGUAUCAGUGGUGUGCUUCUUUGUCUCAAUUUAUCGGUGAGUCACUAGAAUUUCUCAAAUAAUGAUAAUAAACAUAAUAUCUGAUAAUAAUAAUGUAAUUGGGCUUUGGGCUGCA